AUGUCGCCAGCUCAGCUUUCAUGGCCCUUGAACCACAUGCGCUUUGCCAGCACGGCAUCGUCCAAGGUGGUCAGAAUUGCUGGCCGCGAAGUCUCGAAUCCGACGGGAAUCCUCAUCAACAAUGAACUCGAUGUUGUGCUCCAGCAACGCCUUCUUCUCAUGAUAGAAUUCCCGGCCAUCUUUGGACACGAAGGCGCUGGAACUGUGCGUGCUAUCGGCAACAAGGUAAAGAACGGUGACCUCGAAGUGGGCGAUGCUAUAACCCUUUCCUUAAUACGUCAUCCGGCCUUCUGCUACACUCACCCACAAGUCAAUCACCAUGCGGUUCGACUCAGUGAUAGGAGCACUCUUGCGAGUCUUAAAACUAGCCUCUCCAUGUGCGUUGUUAAAUGUUCUAAUCUAGAUGCAAUGCAUCUCUACGGUCCCCUUGGAUGUGACUUUCAAACGGGAGCGGGUACGGUGCUGAACAUUCUGAAGCUAAAGAAAGAAGACUCGUUAGUCCUCUUUCGUCUCGGCAGCGUUGGGUUUACUGCUUUGAUGGCCGCAAAGUACCUGAAAGUUAGUCGGAUCAUUGCUGUGGAUGUCGUUCAAUCCUGGCUAGAUCUGGCAAAGGAACUUGGAGCAACCGACACGAUAAACUCGAUUGAGGAAAAUGACGUCGUGAAAGCAAUUAAAAUCCUCACCGACGGCGGCUCUUCAUUAGCCAUUGACUGUACGGGAAUCCCGAAGGUCAUUGAGAGCGUCAUUGCAUCAAUUCGUCCUCCCGGUAUAGUUGUUUUAGUUGGUGUCCUAAUAGCAGGUGCUAAGAUUAAACUCAACGCGCUUGAAUUUCUCCUUGAAAAUAAGAAGUUUAUUGGAGUUAUCGAAGGGGAAUCGAACCACACUGAGCUCAUUCUUCACCUAAUUGCCAUGCAUCAGGCAGGGGAUUUUCCAAUUGAUAGGCUUUGCAAAGUCUAUCCCUUUUCUGAGUUGCAGAAGGCAAUUGAUGAUAUGCAUUCAGGCAUAGUCAUAAAGCCCAUCAUUCAGUGGAGUUGA
Messenger RNA from Ilyonectria robusta, 1035 nucleotides. RefSeq lists its product as uncharacterized. The record is from RefSeq and is a predicted model, not a curated record. The transcript is spliced from 5 exons. Gene Ontology annotation, molecular function: zinc ion binding; oxidoreductase activity. The coding region runs from base 1 to 1035 and encodes 344 amino acids. NCBI's taxonomy places the organism in Eukaryota, Fungi, Ascomycota, Sordariomycetes, Hypocreales, Nectriaceae.